ACAAGAGCUCAAAAAUCUAAAUUAAUGAUUAACAACAAAAGUUAUGACAUUUUGAAAGAAAUAUUAGGAGUGAAUGUGAUUUUUGGUAACAGAUUUUAAGUGCAUUAAACAAGAACGGACCAUCUAUCAGAGGUCAUCAAAGUUUUGGAAUUACAAAUACAAAAUUCAACAUGAACUUUCAAAGCAUUUGGCUAUGUCUUUCCAUUUGCUUUGGUUACUCAUUAAGCAACCGUGUAUACAUUCACCCGUUUAAUCUAUUUGCUUACAACAAAAGUGAGUGUGAAAAAGUCGAAAAGCAAAAUCACACAAUAGAAGUAUUCUUUACUCCAGUCUCUGUCGAAACAAAUAUUUCUCCUGAAGAAGAAACAUUGGGAAGCACAGGAGCUCUAGAAACAAAGCUACUUGGGACUGUUGAAAGGCAAAGGGUGAGUAUAUUACCAUCUCUUGUGAAUGAUGCUGGAUUUCGGUGUUUUAAUGGAUGGAAAGAAACACACAAAGAUGACACCAUCCUUAUGUCUUUCACAAAUCUAUUUGGAUCAUUGGUUUCCUUUUACUUGGGUGCCCCAACUCACACUUCAGCUGACCUUCAGGCUUUUUUAGGAUUUGCUCACCAGUCGGGAGACCAAGAUUGUGUCUCUAAAGUGGAUGCUCUAAAAGUAAUUUCAACGCUCAAGCACAUUGAUAACCGUCUCUUUUCCAAAGAUAAUAACAUUGAAUCACUGAAAAUGACAUGUCUGUUCAUCUCCGAAGAUGUUCCUCUGUCUGAAACCUUUAUUCAUAACCUGAUACCUUCAGCUGAUAAAUUUUAUGUGAGGGGUGUAGACUUUACUAAUCCCACCAAAGCCGUGGACUUAAUCAAUAAAUAUCUGAACACUCGGUCAACGAAAAAAGGAAAAUAUAUAUUAACACCGGUUGAUGCUUCUGCCAAUAUCCUUUUUAUGAGCUAUAUCCAUUUUAAAGGUAAACUGAAAAAUGCAUAUUUAAUUCCGGAACCUCAAGAUUUUUGGGUUGAGCCAGGCAGAAAAAUUGCUACUCCCAUGAUUUCGUUGUCUGGAAUGUUCCAUUAUAAGCAAGACAUCAACAUGAAUCAGAUUAUAGUAAAGGUUCCACUUGGUGAAAAUGAUUUCAUGCUAUUGAUUCAGCCAAUAAAUGAGAAUACACUUGAAAAUAUAGAGUCUUCCCUUUCUUGGCAUACAUUUUUGAAAUGGCUGGAGAACCUAUCAAGCAGGCACAUCAAUUUAUCAUUGCCAAAGAUGGAAAUAGAAAGUUCUUAUGAUAUUCAAGAUAUUCUCAGCAACAUGGAGUUAUCAUAUCUACUUGGAAAAAAGGCUGAUUUUACUAAAAUAAGCAAUGUAGAGCUCACAGUUGGAAAGAUUAUUAAUAAAGUUCAUUUUGAGCUAGAAGAAAGUGGCGAAGAUGCAAAUAAAGCACAAGAUAUCCCGGUAAAUAAAAAUGACCAAGAGCCAAUGGAGAUCAAAUUUGAGAAGCCAUUCUAUUUUGUUGUUUUUGAAGGCACAACAAAGGCAUUGCUUUUCAUUGGAAGAGUGAAAAGUCCUCUAAGCACAAUCUAACAUUUUGAGUUUCUAGAAGAAUGUGGUAAACGAACUGCAAACAUUGCUUCUGAUUAAUUACUCCAAUCAUUAAAUAUAUAGCAUAUACUCUUCAUCAAUAAUGGAAUUCUUACUUUAAAGGGAUACUCUCACGGGAAACCAUGUUUUUUUUUUUAAAAAAAAACACCAGUUAAUAGUGCUGUUU
Molecule: messenger RNA, 1755 nt
Organism: Xenopus laevis (African clawed frog)
Lineage: Eukaryota; Metazoa; Chordata; Amphibia; Anura; Pipidae
Gene: agt.S
Product: angiotensinogen S homeolog
Exons: 5
Coding region: 171-1571 (466 amino acids)
Source: RefSeq, a predicted model, not a curated record